Molecule: messenger RNA, 2030 nt
Organism: Lactuca saligna
Lineage: Eukaryota; Viridiplantae; Streptophyta; Magnoliopsida; Asterales; Asteraceae
Source: the annotation of a GenBank genome assembly
AUGGGUACUGCACAUCAUCUCCCUUACCAAAGGUCUAAUCCUACAUUUUCCAAUAACUCUCUCCUCAAACGUCUUUCAUGCAAUGUCUACGUGACAAACUUUCCUUCCCACUUUAUUGUUCGAGAACUCUGGAAUACGUGUGAUCGAUUCGAGAAAGUUAUUGAUGUCUUUAUCCCCAAUAAACGAUCAAAAUUGGGGAAACCUUUCGCCUUUUUGAAGUUAAUUGCAAACAUUGCUCAUUUCAAUCGACAUCAGACAAUCAUAUGCAAAUGCUAUUCGGGGAAACAUUUGAAGACUGAUCAUGACUUGCCUUAUCUAGUUCUUGACAAAAGUUGUAUUAAUUUCAAAGACGAUCCCUUAAUUCGAGGACUUUGGGUUAUGCUGAAGUUACAAUCUAUUCAGGCAUUUCAUAAUUUCAAACGACAUGAAGGCAUAAAUUCUUGGUUCUCUCAAAUUUCGAAGUGGACUAAAGAUUUUGUGGUUCAAGAUCGUGUACUAUGGGUUGAUAUUGAGGGACUCCAAUUCAUGCUUUGUCUCACCGUUCCUUUAUGAGGAUUGCUUCUAAAUGGGGAGAGUUACUUUUCACAGAAGAUUCUAAAGGAGCUAUCGCUAUAGAUUGCGUUUGUGUAUUAAAAUGAAAGAUUCACAGAGUAUCUUGGAGUCUUUUAAGGUGAUUCUUCAAGGUAGAGUCUUCAUGGUUCGGACUAAAGAGGUUACAGGUUAGAUUCCAGAUUUUGUAGAAGAUGAUUCAAAAUUUAAAGUUGAUGAAGAUGAUUCAAAAUUUAAAGUUGAUGAAGAUGUUGAUUGUGAAAAUUCUUACCAUGUGAAUGAAAAUAGGAGGGGGAUUCGUUGGAGAGAAUAAUUUGGUAUAGGUGGAUUCUAGAGUUGAGGAUGAAGAGGUGGAACGAAUACCAGAUUCUUUUAUUAAGCAUUCUUUGAACAUUCCUCAUCAUAAUAACACUUUUAAAGUGUUGCAUGAUCAUUUUGGUCUUGAAGACCCGAUUAAAGAUUCUUAAAGAACGACAAGAUAAAGAUAAUGAUGAUUCGAUACAUCCCUCCAGGAUUUACUCUAAAUAUUUCAGUCCAGUCUGAGCCGGUUGCCAACAUAUCAGAAAAAGUUGCUACUCCUUCUUCCGCAUGUUGUGAUACUGCUGCUGAGGUUAACUUAGUUUCUGGUAGUUCCAACAAGCCUCCUAUAAGGAUUGAUAAGCAGUUUGCUGUAAACCUCGAUCCUGAUGCCAUAACUGCAAAUUUUCGUUAUGUUGAGGGUAAAUUGGGAUGUAAGAUGGUGCAUUCGGUUGAGGAUGGACAAAAGCAGGGGGGAAAAAUUGUUGUUGUUUAUCGUGAGAGCUCCUCGGCUACAAGACCUUUAAGUACUGAUUUGGGUGAUAAUAAUUCUCAGCAUGGUGGCUCUUUCAUCCUUCCAAAGAAACUAGUUAGUAGUGUUUCUUUAUUAGAAAAAUUCAAUGAGUUCGUAGAAGUGGGGCAAUCUAUGGGAUUUACCUUGAAGGGGUGUGAAUAGGAUUUACAUGACUUUCUCAAUAAAAGGGCACGAGACUAUAUGGUUGGAUGAAUUUUGUUUCUCUCAAUGUGCAAGGUUUUAGAACCCAAGACAAAAAAACUUGGGUUAGAAAUAUAUGUAUAAAAAUAGUGUGAAUUUUUUUAUCAUUGCAAGAAACGAAGAUGAGUUAUAUGAAUAUGUUCAAGAUUAAAGUUGUCUGGGGUAAUGCCCAGCUAGAGGUUUGUUUGGUGGUAUCAUUUGUGUUAGGAAUACAAUGUUGUUCUCUAAAUCCAAUGUGAUUUGCUCUGAGUAUUUUAUUGCUAUGGAAGGAAGUUGGAUUCCAACUAAUUUGUAUAUGUUACUCAUUUUUGUUUAUGCUCCUAAGGAGAUCAUUGCUAAAAGGUCUUUAUGGUCUCGGAUUAUUUCUCUUAUCAAUGGAUGGAAUGGUGAAGUGAUUGUGAUGAGGGAUUUUAAUGAGGUUUGUUUUGAGUUUGAGAGACAUAAUUCAAUUUUUCAUAGUCGUCAUACA